CAAAAUUUUAAAACUGAUCGUGUUGCUACGUUGGAAGUAAAGUAUCUUUAAUUUUAAGAAAAUUUUCUGACUUCUGGCAAUUGAAUUUUACGUUUGAUUGACAUGUAUUCUGUAUUGUUCAAACAAGAACAAGCCCAUGAUGACAGUAUUUGGUGUUGUGCAUGGAGAAAAGGAACUGAUGGACUGAACCAUGUAGUAACUGGUGCUGUAGAUGAUUUAGUGAAAUCUUGGAAGUGGAAUGAAGAAACUUUGGAUCUAAGACAUGUAUUUGAAGGCCAUGCUUUAGGAGUGGUUUCUGUGGAUAUAAAUCAUGAAGGAACUGUUGCUGCUUCCAGUUCUUUAGACAGUCACAUAAGGUUAUGGGACUUACAGACUGGUCAACAAUUAAAAAGCAUUGAUGCUGGUCCAGUUGAUGCAUGGACUGUAACAUAUUCACCUGAUUCAAAGUACAUAGCAACAGGCAGUCAUUCUGGUAAAAUCAAUCUUUAUGGCUCUGAGAGUGGAAAACUGGAGUCUUCUCUUGAUACAACAGGGAAAUUCACUCUUAGUAUUGCUUUUAGUCCUGAUGGAAAAUAUUUAGCUAGUGGAGCUAUUGAUGGAAUUAUUAAAGUUUUUGAUAUUGCAACUGGAAAAAUGGUGCACACCUUGGAAGGUCAUGCUAUGCCCAUUAGAUCGUUGACUUUUUCCAAAGAUUCUAUGAUGUUGUUAACAGCCUCUGACGAUUGUCACAUCAAAAUGUAUAAUGUGCAACAUGCAAAUCCAAUCGGAACUCUGUCAGGACAUGGAUCAUGGGUCUUGCAUGUGGAUUGUUCUCCAGACAAUGCACACUUUGUCUCUUGUUCUUCUGACAAGACUGUGAAAGUGUGGGAAAUAGGCUCUAGGGAAUGUAUCCACACUUUUAAUGAACACUCUGAUCAAGUAUGGUGUGCCAAAUAUAACCACAAUGGUAGUAAAAUUGUUUCUGUAUCAGAUGAUAAAACAAUUGUGGUAUAUGAUUGUCCACCUUAAACUGUCUAUAAAUUUUUAAUAUGCAUGUCAUUUUUGUACAGUAAU
Messenger RNA from Uloborus diversus, 1053 nucleotides. RefSeq names its product SKI8 subunit of superkiller complex protein-like. Gene Ontology annotation, molecular function: protein binding. The transcript is spliced from 11 exons. Gene Ontology annotation, cellular component: Cdc73/Paf1 complex. The record is from RefSeq and is a predicted model, not a curated record. NCBI's taxonomy places the organism in Eukaryota, Metazoa, Arthropoda, Arachnida, Araneae, Uloboridae. The coding region runs from base 103 to 1008 and encodes 301 amino acids.